CUGUGGUCAGUCUGUGGUCAGUCUGUGGUCAGUCUGUGGUCAGUCUGUUACCCCAUAUUUUUAAUGACCCCGCAUCGUUGCUCUGCGAACAGUUCAGCGUCCUUCGGCAGUGGAAAUGCGAAACAUGGGUUUGGCCGCAGUACCGUUCAGCCAUGAGAUCGAGCUCUGUCCCGAGCUCCAGCUCCGAGAGAUCGAAGGACAAAAAAGGCUGGUGUCGACAACGAAACUUCUCCGCCUUCCUGGACACCCAGGAAUCCCCCUAGCCGCCGAACCAGAGGUCCGGAACCUCCUGGAGCGCGAAAUGAUGACACCGGAUCUGAACAGAAUGGCUCCGCAUCUAUGGUUGGUCGCCAAACCAUCGAGCGACCACUGUAAUCCUCUGCACGAACAGGUUGUUCGCGGCCGAAACAUUGUCAUAACCGAGAAUCCGGAGCUGCAUCUUUGCUGGUUCGAUAGCAGGGUCUUCAUCAAACCCAUUCCUCGUUAUCUCUUGUCGUGGGCAUUCUGGCGACACUACUUGAACGAUUCGGACGCCGAUUCGGAUCCAAAGGAGAAGGGGCGGCUGAUAGAAGCCGUCCUUGGAUACAUGCGGUCGUACAGCUUCCUGGUUCGGCAUGAAUCCGACUACAGGAUAGCAGUCAAGGAACACCUCAUCCCCGUAACAACGACGUACGAGGACUUCAUGAUAUUCAUCUCCAGUUUCGCCGAAAUUCAAGACAGCCAAGUCUCACCACGGUAUCGAUUCGGCGAGCUGCGCCUACGGAGACUGAAUAUGUGGGCGCCAGUACUCUUGAAGAGGACAAACUUCCACAAGAUUGUCUGGCAGUACGGCGACUACCUCGCGCAGUAUUACGCACCGUACCUCUUUUUCUUCAGCAUCUUCUCGGUCGUGUUGAGCGCCAUGCAGGUUGGCGUAGGCGCAAAGACGGAUUGGCAAUUGUUCUAUGGCGUCUCAGCGUGGUUCUCGGUCGCAACCCUGGCAGUCGUGUGUCUGGUCAUCUUGGGCAUAAUAGGUGACUUUGCCCUCCUGAGUAGCAGAGAGGUGGUGUACGCUAUCAAGCAGAAGUUCUUCGCACGGGAGAACCCAUCCAAAGCAUCUAGAAGGGGCUUGGUUUAGACUGCAAAUCUAGUGUUAGCAUCACCAUUUAAU
Molecule: messenger RNA, 1150 nt
Organism: Westerdykella ornata
Lineage: Eukaryota; Fungi; Ascomycota; Dothideomycetes; Pleosporales; Sporormiaceae
Exons: 1
Coding region: 125-1117 (330 amino acids)
Source: RefSeq, a predicted model, not a curated record